Messenger RNA from Trichoderma citrinoviride, 456 nucleotides. RefSeq lists its product as hypothetical. The transcript has a single exon. Lineage: Eukaryota; Fungi; Ascomycota; Sordariomycetes; Hypocreales; Hypocreaceae. The record is from RefSeq and is a predicted model, not a curated record. Bases 1 to 456 code for a protein of 151 amino acids.
AUGAAGGCCACUCUCUCGUCCGUCCUCCUCCUAGGACUUUCCCUCGGGGUCAUGGCAGACUUCCAAAUCAUGUGCGGACCCUGCUGCGAUGCCGGCGGUGAUUUCAGCGACGGCUGCUACUCCGACGCCAUCAUCUCUGCCCAAAACAAACUGGGCUGCAGCAACCUCUCGAAUGCCAACGGCGUGGCCACCAACUCGUUGAUCAGCGGAGGCUUUGGAGGAGCGCUGGGUUGCCCGGAGGCUACAAGUUUCUUCCAGAUGGGCGGCCUUUGCGGCGUCGGGACUUUGAACUUUUAUCAGAACGGCGAUACGUACAUAGGAUACAUUGAUGGUGGUGAUGGGUCUCAGGUUGCUACGUGCUAUGGUACUUCGGGGACAAAGAGUUGUGACUACGGGGCGGCUUCUUGCGCCUGGCAGCAGACUUGGUACUGCGACUCUUACAUUUGCAAUGAGUAG